This is a messenger RNA of Neohortaea acidophila, 744 nucleotides long. RefSeq names its product HAD-like domain-containing protein. The coding region runs from base 1 to 744 and encodes 247 amino acids. The record is from RefSeq and is a predicted model, not a curated record. The transcript is spliced from 2 exons. Gene Ontology annotation, molecular function: hydrolase activity, acting on halide bonds, in C-halide compounds. Lineage: Eukaryota; Fungi; Ascomycota; Dothideomycetes; Mycosphaerellales; Teratosphaeriaceae.
AUGUCUCCUACUCGCAUCGUUCUGGCCUUUGAUGUCUACGGCACUCUACUGUCCACGGAUUCCAUUGCGAAGAGACUCGCAUCGUAUUGUGGAGAGGAGAAGGCGAAGAUUAUCGCAACGACAUGGAGGAAGUACCAACUCGAAUACACGUGGCGCCUUAACAGUAUGGGCCUCUACGUUGGCUUCGACGUCGCCACACGCAGAUCCAUGCGGCACGCUUGUCUCGAAUCCGGCGUCCAACUAACCGACGCCCAAGAAGAAGACAUGAUGCGCGCCUACGACGCCCUGUCCGCCUUCCCGGACGUCCAGCCCGCGCUCAAGCGCCUGCAAACCCUUCCCCAAGAGCGCGUCAAAGCCUUCGCCUUCUCCAACGGGACAUACGAAAUGAUCGCCAGCAGCAUGCGCAACGCCGCCGACCUGGCGCCGCACACGGAAACCCUACUGGAAAUCUGCUCCGUGGACGAGGUGCGGAAGUUCAAACCGGCGCCCGAGCCGUAUUACCGGCUGGCGCAGAAGGUGGACAAGCGCGCGGAGCAUGCAAAGGAGAUGAGCGAGAUGUGGCUUGUGUCGAGUAAUCCGUUUGAUGUGGCGGGCGCGAGGGCGGUGGGGUGGAGUGCUAUUUGGGUGGAUCGCGCGGGCACCGGGUGGCAGGAUAGUUUGAUGCCGAGGGCGAGGGAUCAGCCGAAUGAGAUUGUCAGGAGUUUGGAGGAGGUGGUGGAUGUGGUGGAGAGGUUGUGCGGUUGA